Messenger RNA from Lacerta agilis (Sand lizard), 1157 nucleotides. RefSeq names its product deoxyribonuclease-1-like. The coding region runs from base 232 to 1104 and encodes 290 amino acids. The record is from RefSeq and is a predicted model, not a curated record. Gene Ontology annotation, biological process: DNA catabolic process. Lineage: Eukaryota; Metazoa; Chordata; Lepidosauria; Squamata; Lacertidae. The transcript has 8 exons. Gene Ontology annotation, cellular component: nucleus. Gene Ontology annotation, molecular function: DNA nuclease activity.
CGGGGAGGAGAAAGUGGGAAAAUGACUUCUGGGAUGCCCUUCUCUCUCAGCAAGUAAUCAUGCUGGUGUGGCCCAGCACUUUCUCUGCUAGGUUAUCAUAUGUGAAAAGCAACAGUCAGUAAAAAGGCCUUUUCUCUCCCCUGCCUGGAUGCUGAGGCAGCAAUACAGUCCUCUGGGCUAUCAUCACCCUCCUGCAUCAGCUCGAUACAUACAUGAAGGAACACCAGGACUAUGGGACAGAGCUUCACCCUUCUGCUCAUCUUUCUGGGCGUGCAGGUUGUGGCAGGAGCCUUCAAAAUCUGUGCUUUCAACAUACGCAGUUUUGGGAGAGCCAAGGCAGCAAACCGGAGGGUCAUGGGAGCUCUUGUCCAGAUCCUCUCUCGCUGCGAUAUUUCUGCCAUCCAAGAGGUGCGAGACUCCAAGGGUGCAGCUAUUCAGACAUUGCUGCGGGAGCUAAACAGGUAUGAUCCCUCUCAUCACUACAGCCGCCUGGAGAGCAAGAGGCUGGGGCGAGCCAGCUACAAGGAGCAGAAUGUCUUUGUGUAUCGAAUGGAUGUUGUGUCAGUUACUGAUUGGUGCCAGUUUGGGGAUGAGGAUGCCAGCGAAUACAAGGCAUUUGCCCGGGGUCCCUUUGCUGCUCGCUUUCACUCUCCAUACACAGUUAUUCUAGACUUUGUGCUACUUUUACACCACACCAGUCCUCGGGAAGCUGCCCAUGAGCUUGAUCUGCUGUUUGGAGUGUGCACAGAACUGAUGCAACGGUGGAAAACUGAGAAUGUGAUGCUGUUGGGAGAUCUGAAUGCUGCUGGUGCCUACAUCCCAGCAAGUGCUUGGGCUGGGAUCCGCCUGCGCAAUCACCUUGCUUUCCACUGGCUCAUUGGUGACACAGAGGACACCACAGUCAGCCACCGGACCUGCUGUGCCUAUGACAGGAUUAUAGUCCAUGGAGAAGAGCUGCUUGGCGCCAUUGUACCCAGAUCUGCCAAGCCUUUCAACUUCACACAAGCACUUGGACUAUCGGAGGAAGAGGCCCUAGCAGUCAGCGACCACUAUCCUGUAGAGGUGAAUCUUCGGCUUGCUCCUAAAGCCCAGCGAGAGCUCUAAACCGUCAACCAUCCUUCUGGCUAUAGAAGCAAGGGCAAUGGAAGGGCAAAAAG